AUGCUGAAGACAACUUCUGAUGGGUACAACUGGCGGAAGUAUGGUCAAAAGCAAGUGAAGAGUCCUGAAGGUUCUCGGAGCUAUUACAGAUGCACUUUCUCUCACUGUGAUGCUAAGAAGAUUGAGCACUGCAAUCGCUCUAACCAUGUCAUAGAGACUGUUUAUAGAAGUCACCACAAUCAUGAUCCUCCUCAAGAAGUAAACUUCUCUAUAGAAAGGCCUGCACCGUCAGUCGAGCCAGCUAAUGGGAGUAACAAUACAGAUCUAGCAGGCAGUGGUCUUAGUGAGUCUGUUCUGUCUACUUCGAGAGAACUUUUGCUAGAAAAGGUUCAGGUUCCUCGAAUAAAACAACAAAACUCAAGUGGCUCUGAUGAGACCAUGGAAAUUAAUGGUAGCGAGAAGCACGUUGACAAACCAGAACUAAAGAAACGGUUGAAGAAAAAUGCUACAGAUGAUUCACGAUCUUUUUCCAAGCCUGGAAAGAAACCUAAAUUUUUUGUUCAUGCAGCCGGUGAUGUGGGGAUAUCAGGAGAUGGCUAUAGGUGGCGGAAGUACGGACAAAAAAUGGUGAAGGGGAACCCUCACCCAAGGAACUACUACAAAUGUACAUCAGCGGGAUGUCCUGUUAGAAAGCAUAUUGAGAGAACUGUAAAUAACACCAUUGCUGUAAUAAUAACCUAUAAGGGAGUGCAUGACCAUGACAUGCCGGUACCAAAGAAACGUCAUGGCCGAACUAGCAGUCCUCUUGUUGCUGCUGCUUCUCUGGUGUCUGUGCACAAUCUGCAAAUUACGAAAACCGAACCACAUCUGAACCAACCAACUACUCAAUGCCUUGCUGAAAUCAAAAUGGGGUUUGCACAACUGGAAGAGUCCAAUUUACUCUCAUUUUCUAAUGGAAGUAUAAGAUUGUUGAUGAGAAGGUCCAGUGGAUGCACAUUAAAAUGGCAGGCCCUGUUUGGUAUGAUGAUAAGAAAACUGCAACUGGAUUUGGUGUUGCAAAGCUUGUUGAAUGGAUUCUAA
This is a messenger RNA of Fraxinus pennsylvanica, 1020 nucleotides long. The record is from the annotation of a GenBank genome assembly. Lineage: Eukaryota; Viridiplantae; Streptophyta; Magnoliopsida; Lamiales; Oleaceae.